UUUUCUAAUUGUGAUAAUUGUCCCUAACUAUGGAAACGAAAAAUUAAUCAACCAGAAUCUAGAUGAAACCAAUUUUUGUCACUAAAAAAGUGAAAUGAUUUUUUCCGAAAAAAUAAAUUUACUAAUUGCUGUUAUUUAAAAGGGAUAAUUUAAACACAAUUUAACUGUUAAUUCACUAUGAUUUAGUGAUUAGUGACAAUUGAUUAUUGUGAUUAUGGAUUUAAAAAGGAAACUAUUGAAAAUUGAUUCGAUUAUCAUUUCAUCCAACAUCAUAAUCAUUGUGCUCUUGAACAUAACACGAUCUAAUUGUCAAUCUCGUCCCCUUUAUGCACCAGUUCAAAUUUACGAACAUUGCAACAGUAAUAUUCAUGCAUUAAAUCCUCCUGAAUCAUUCUAUUUAGUUCAUGAUAAAGAUGAUGAAGUUCCGAUUAACCCUUGUUUUAUUGUUAUCCAUAUUCCUCAUUUUCAUAGAAUCAAUAUCCAUGUCCAGCGCCUGAAAAUGACGAACAUGUUCAUCCAGGCAUCAGAACUUGAUAACAAUGGUGGUUUCACUCUAAGAAACAUUUUAACCGAUGGUCAGAACGAUCACCUCACCCUUGGCCUGGUCAAUAGAAUAUUCUCAACUAAUAAUACUCGAAUUCUUUUCGGAAAACAUGAUAUGUAUCUUCCUGGUAAAAUUAACACGCUUAUUACAAUUACGCUCUAUCAAAAUGAAGUUAACGAAAGAAAAUGUCACGAGUUAGAUAGCACGAACCUUUUCUGUGGAAAUGGUCAAUGUUUACCUGGAAUUUUUAAAUGCGAUGGUGUCGAGAACUGUUUAUUUGGUCACGAUGAAAAAAACUGUCCAAUAUCAUCACCUCCUUCUCAAUCAGAUCAACCCUGGUUGCUGAUUCUAUUAUCCAUUUCGACGGCGAUCAUGUUUCUAAUUAUUUCUUCGGCCCUGAUUUGGUUUGGAUGGACCAAGAUAAUAAUUACGAGGGAAAUAGUGACCACAGCAAAGUCCAGUAAAACUAUCAAUUUAGAAAAUCACCAUUCACUAUCAAUUUAACUGUCAAAAUCAUCAUCAAUCUAUUAAUACAAUAAAUCAAAAUAUUGUACAAUCAAUAUAUUAGCUAUUAAUAAAUCAAUCAUUUAUUGGUCUCAUUCCAAUUAUUUCUUUAAGCUUAAA
Messenger RNA from Panonychus citri (citrus red mite), 1168 nucleotides. RefSeq lists its product as uncharacterized. The transcript is spliced from 4 exons. Lineage: Eukaryota; Metazoa; Arthropoda; Arachnida; Trombidiformes; Tetranychidae. Gene Ontology annotation, molecular function: protein binding. The coding region runs from base 215 to 1048 and encodes 277 amino acids. The record is from RefSeq and is a predicted model, not a curated record.